Molecule: messenger RNA, 1125 nt
Organism: Aspergillus melleus
Lineage: Eukaryota; Fungi; Ascomycota; Eurotiomycetes; Eurotiales; Aspergillaceae
Gene: pex10
Product: ubiquitin-protein ligase peroxin 10
Exons: 1
Coding region: 1-1125 (374 amino acids)
Biological process (GO): protein import into peroxisome matrix
Cellular component (GO): peroxisomal membrane
Molecular function (GO): zinc ion binding
Source: RefSeq, a predicted model, not a curated record
AUGGCAGACGAAGACCUCUCUCUAUCCACUCCUCCGUCGUCGUCGGUUCCCAGCCCCUCGGCCCAUUUUUAUCCAUUUGCGACGUCCCCGGACAUCAUUCGUUCCCAUGAAAAAGAUGUCUUUCUUACGUCGAGUCUGGUGUAUCAGGCUCAAUCCAUAGCUCGAUCCCUCCGCGGAGCCCGAUUCGCUCACACCUACUCGGAUACCAUAAAGAACCUCACCGAGAUCCUCUACUUUUCCUUAACAACAUUGAUCGGUAACCGGACGUUGGGAGAGGAAUACUGUGAUCUUGUUCAGCUGGAGGACGACACUCUCAGACUCCCAUCUAUCGUGCGGCGUGCUGGGUACGUCUUGAGUAGUAUCUUAUCUCCAUGGAUUCUGCAGAAAACCCUCCCCGUCCUUCGUCAAAAACUGCGUGCCAAGUUAGAGCGUAGUAUCGCUCGACAACAACUCAAGGCUCAGCAAACUCGGGAAGCAUUGAGCAACUCGAAGAGCAAUUCCUCGAAGAAAGCGGGCUUUUUUACAAAGCUGCGCAUUCAGAAAUAUAUUCUUGAGCAUCUUGACUCCAUCACGUCACUUUCUCCCAUCUAUGCUCUCAGUAUCGCGACCUUCUAUUUCACCGGGUCAUACUACCAUCUGUCGAAGCGCUUCUGGGGUCUCCGCUACGUGUUUACGAAGAAGCUCGAAGAAAACGAACAACGGGUUGGAUAUGAAGUGCUAGGUGUGCUACUAGUCUUGCAGAUCGCCGUGCAGAGUGUUCUGCAUAUCCAAAAGGUCGGGGUCAGUCUGCAGCAAGAAGAAAGUGUCGAAUUGGGGUCAGGCGAUUCGAAUCGGCAGGACAAGUCUUUACUCCAGUCAAUCGAAAAUCCUUCUUCACUCCCGCAUCUACCAGCUGAUGACGCCCGGUAUGAUCUAGGGGAGGACCCCAACGCCAUUCCCUGGAUACCCUCGGGUCAGCAGCGCAAAUGCACGCUUUGUCUAGAAUCCUUCAAGGAUCCAAGCGUUACAACAUGUGGCCAUGUCUUCUGUUGGACAUGCGUCCGAGACUGGGUGCGCGAGAAGCCCGAGUGUCCCCUUUGCCGGCAAGAGGUUCUCCUAUCGAAAGUACUGCCCUUGAGAGGGUAG